ACUCCGCGGACGGAGCAGAGUGGGGGGAAAACAAGGAAAAGUAACUCAAGAGGGACAAAACUCAUGGUGGCGGUGCACGGUCUUUAUACUAGGAAUGGGAAUGUUUUGCUUUCGGGACUACAGUCUGCAACUAAACUGCUGGACCUGCUGCAAGGAUUAUCCAUCGGCGUCUGGGUGCAUUUUAAAGUUGGAUUUGGAUAACCGUGCUCUUUAAAGUCUUCUUUUUUUGGUGUGCAAACAAAAAUUGGCGGCCAUGCAAAGAAUGUAGCGUUAUAAUAACUUUUUUGUUGUUGUUGGCCAGACUGGGAAUCACACUUUUAUUUUAUUUUUUUAAUUUAUCAGCGCGCGUCGGACACUCGGGAGGAGAAAGUUAGAAGUGUGUUCUAACUUCUAAAUGACUCAACUUGUGGUUUCGUUAACGAAUACACUUCCGCGGAGCAAGACGUUGGACAUGUUUUAAAUAAAGGUGUGUUUUCUAAUAUUAAUACUAAUAUUCCAAUUUCCGAGGGAGAGAACUCGGCACCAUUGAAACUGGAUACAAAAUGGCGGCGUCCCCGGGACGAUUUGGAUAUACUUCUCCUUGUGUUUUUUACUUCUAUUUUUCACUCCAACUUUUAACCAAUCUUGGAUUGAGUUCCGAGUUACAGUGUGUCCAAAACUGUACCUGCAACGGAGAUUCGGUGGACUGCAGCAAUUUACAGCUGACAGCUGCGCCUGUGGACCUGCCCGUCCGGACAGUUUCCUUAAAUCUUGGCCACAACAAGCUUACUGCCAUCGAUGUGAAAGUGUUUGCCGACCUGCCCAAUUUACGAGAGCUGCGGUUGGACCACAAUGAGCUGACCUCCAUACCAGAUUUAGGACAAGCAGCCUCUAAGAUUGUAUCACUCUACCUACAUCAUAACAAAAUCAGUAGUUUUGAGGGUUUACAGACCGGAGACCUAGUUUCUUUGGAGACCUUGGACCUGAGCAAUAAUGACAUCACUGAACUACGAGGACCCUCCUUUCCUGCAGGCCUCCAGAUUAGAGAUUUGUACCUAAGCAACAACAAGAUCAGUGCUUUAGAGCUAGGAGCACUGGACCAUCUAGGCUCCACUCUCCAAGUCCUGAGAUUGAGCCGAAACCGCAUCAGUCAAAUCCCCGUGAGGGCAUUCCAGCUCCCGAGGCUCACCCAGCUAGAGCUGAACCGGAAUCGUAUUCGUCAAGUCGAGGGUUUGACCUUUCAGGGCCUUUCGAGCUUGGAGGUGUUGAAGCUGCAAAGGAAUGGUAUCGGCAAACUGACUGAUGGUGCUUUUUGGGAUCUUGCCAAGAUGAAAGUCCUCCACCUGGACUACAACAGCCUGACAGAGGUGAACAGUGGAUCGCUGUAUGGCCUGACUUCUCUUCAGCAGCUUUUCCUCAGCUACAACUUCAUAACCCGCAUCAAUCCUGAUGGCUGGAAGUUCUGCCAGAAGCUGAGGGAACUGAAUCUGUCACACAACAACCUGACUCGUCUGGAUGAAGGCAGUCUGGCUGUGCUGGGGGAUCUCCACACCCUCCGUCUGGGGCACAACUCAAUAAGCCACAUUGCCGAACGAGCCUUCAAAGGCCUCAGGGCUGUGCGCAACCUGGAGCUGGACCAUAACGACAUCUCCGGCACAAUAGAGGAUACCAACGGGGCCUUCUCUGGAUUGGAUAGCCUGAGCAAGCUAACUCUGUUUGGAAACAAGAUCAAGUCAGUGGCAGAGAAAGCCUUUGCUGGCCUAGAGACCCUGGAACACAUGAACUUGGGAGAAAAUGCCAUUCGCUCAAUUCAGCCUGAUGCUUUUAGCAAGAUGAAGAACCUCAAAACUCUUCUCAUCCAGAGCGACAGCUUCCUGUGCGACUGCCAGCUCCACUGGCUGCCUGAGUGGGUGGUGACUCGUGGUUUACAGGCUGGUGUCAAUGCCACAUGUGCCCACCCUCAAAGCCUUAAGGGUACCAGCGUUUUUCAGGCUCCAGCCAGCAGUUUUGUGUGUGAUGAUCUUCCCAAGCCUCAGAUCACAGUUCAGCCAGAAACCACCAUCACAGUUCUGGGAAGCAACGUGCGUCUUACCUGUACGGCUGCGAGCAGCAGCUCCUCGCCUAUGACCUUCGCCUGGCGCAAGGACCAGGAGCUGCUUCGCCAGGCCGAGACGGAGAACUAUGCCCACAUCCGCGCCCACCACCACGAUACGGCAUCUGAUGGGACCGGCGGAGGCGCUGGAAGCGUGAUGGAGUACACCACCAUUCUGCACCUGCGGCAUGUCACCUUUGCACACGAGGGACGUUACCAGUGCAUCAUCACCAACCACUUUGGCUCUACCUACUCCAGCAAGGCCGGCCUCAUCGUCAACGUGCUGCCAUCUUUCGUAAAGACUCCCAGGGACAGCACCAUCAGGAUGGGCCAAACCGCCAGGCUGGAGUGUGCCGCCGAGGGCCACCCGGCGCCGCAGAUUGCCUGGCAGAAGGAUGGGGGCACCGAUUUCCCCGCCGCCCGCGAGCGGCGAAUGCACGUCAUGCCUGACGACGAUGUGUUCUUCAUUACGGAAGUCAAGCCGGAAGACACGGGCGUGUACUGCUGCACCGCCAAAAACACGGCGGGAACCGUGUCCGCUAACGCCACGCUCACCGUACUAGAAACCCCGCACCUGGUCCAGGACCUGGAGAACCGCAGCGUGGCGGUAGGCGACACGGUGGCUCUGCAGUGCAAAGCGCUGGGCAGCCCGCCGCCCCGCAUCACCUGGCAGCACAACGACCAGCCCCUGCGCCCCUCCGACAGACACCACUUCACCCCCGGCAACCAGCUGCUGGUCAUCGGCGCCGCGUCGCUGGAAGACGCCGGCCGCUACACCUGCCUCAUGUCCAACAUGCUGGGCACGGAGCGAGCUCACAGCCACCUGGUGGUGACUCUGCGCCGCAGUCCCUGUGCGCCGCCGGCUGGGCUGAGUACGGUCACGAUUGGCAUCAUUGUCAUCGCCGUGGUGACCAGUAUCGUGGUGACUUCCCUGGUGUGGGUGUGCAUCAUCUACCAGACCAGGAAAAAGAGUGAGGAUUGCAGCGUCACCAACACAGAUGAGACAAUUGUUCCCCCCGACGUGCCGAGCUACCUCUCCUCUCAGGGAACUCUGUCCGAGCGUCAGGACGUUUGUAUCCGAGUGGAGCCCGCAAGUGGACCUCAGCCCAACGGACACGUCGUAGAAUCAUCAGGCUUCGACGCUCCGGCGCUGUGCUCAGACUGCAUGGAGACGGGCAACCGGUACUCCAAAGACCUGGACUACCAGACGCACGACUUCGCCCCGGCGAAAGUCACCGAGUACCACCAGCACGCCGCGCCCCCGCCUUACUCCCACUGCUACCCGGAAGAGCACCCGUCAGCGCCACCGCUCUGUAACGGCGUCCGAAAUGACUCUCAAGGAUUUUCCGACCACCCCGAUGCAGCGAGCAAUGCGGGAGGAACGUCGUCGGCGUACUCGUCAAAGGAGGAUUCUUAUCACCCUCCGGUGAAGCUGACGAGCCGCGGACACGUCGACGGCGACCCCGAGCUCAGACUGACUCUUUUAUCUAACGGACACGCCCUCGGAGCGUCGCCCGAUGAGAGCGCCCCCCUGAGGAGAGCCAGCGACUAGCAGCCGGACUUUUCUUCCUUUUUGCACUGGGACAUAAACUGCUACCUCAUAUCGAGGUGAAAACGGUACCUCCGAGAUCUUUUGGGGGGGGCGGGGCGGGGCAUCCGGAGUUUGAAGGCGGAGCUUGUGUGGGUGGCGUCCCAUCUGAGCGUUACGUACUGUACAUAUUUAAGCAACCUUCCGUUGGGAGGUGACCAGUAAAAAUACAAAAAUGUGACUUGCAUUUGGAGCGUGUAAAAUGUACAGUAUGUGAACGUGCAGGGACAGACUGUACAUAAGAGUAUUCUUAUAUUAUAUAUUAUAUCACUUUUACAAAACAAACAAAACAAAAACAAAACAAAACAAAAAAAAAGAGUAUUUGGAUUUAUGUGCAUGACAAAGAAAGGAGUGUUUAUUUUUCUUCAAAAAAAAAACAAAAAAACUGCCCUUUUCAGCUUUUUACCAACAAUCAGCUGCGGUGCUUUUGUUGCAUGUCAAAGAAAACAACUUUGUUGAGAGUGCAAAUAAACGUUGAAGUCAUCCAGUUGGUCACUUCUGUGCACACAUGAUGCUCCUUUGUGUCUGUGGGGGUCUCGGGAGGACCAGCUCUGGUCUUGGGGAGCCAAACUAAAACACUUUGGGCCUGAUGUACUAACAUCCAAACUGCGUAUUACGUGUGAUUUACUAAGACUGUGUGUACAAAUGAUAACAAAAGUGGUGCGGACCGCCUUACUUAAAUGAGGAUUUUGUGUGUACUACACGGUCGUCACCAUGGAGACACUCAUUUCCCUGCACAUUCUUGUUAUCCUACCAGUGGCGUUUUGCUAUGCAGCAGACACGGACCACUUUUUAUGGGCAUUUUAGGAAAAAGUCCUGCAGUGCAUUUACAUUGGAACCCACUUUUAACACGCUGAUGGAAGACGCUGGUACUAAGUGCGAAUGUUCCAGACACAAGACAUUUUUUCUUUUCACAUACCGUAUUUUUCGGAGUAUAAGUCGCAACGGCCGAAAAUGCAUAAUAAAGAAGGAAAAAAACAUAUAUAAGUCGCACUGGAGUAUAAGUCGCAUUUUUGGGGGGAAACUUAUUUGAUGAAAACCCAACACCAAGAAUAGACAUUUGAAAGGCAAUUUAAAAUAAAUAAAGAAUAGUGAACAACAGGCUGAAUAAGUGGACGUUAUAUGAUGCAUAAAUAACCAACUGAGAAUGUGCCUGGUAUGUUAACGUAACAUAUUAUGGUAAGAGUCAUUCAAAUAACUAUAACAUAUAGAACAUGCUAUACGUUUACCAAACAAUCUGUCACUCCUAAUCGCUAAAUCCCAUGAAAUCUUAUACGUUUAGUCUCUUACAUGAAUGAGCUAAAUAAUAUUAUUUUGAUAUUUUACGGUAAUGUGUUAAUAAUUUCACACAUAAGUCGCUCCUGAGUAUAAGUCGCACCCCUGGCCAAACUAUGAAAAAAACUGUGACUCAUAGUCCGAAAAAUACGAUAGAAGUUAACUCUUCUAUGGAAAAAAAAAAAAAAAAAACGCCAGCAGACACCAAAACGCACCAAUUUUAAUUUGUUUUAAUCAGCCCCUGAAGUCAUCCAGCUUCUGUAAAAUUAGAAAAUAAUAUUGCUGAAAUGACAAUAUGUCUAAUAUUUUUAUUAGACAUAUUGGCGCCUUUCUCGCAGCUAUUUACGCAAUACUGCCGGUUUGCGUGUCCUUUCUAGACGCACUAAAUAUUGACACAAAACAGUCUUGAUAAAUCACAUUGCGCGUGCUAAAUACUUCAUUUGCAUGUUCUCCUCACAGUAUUGUGUGUGUUCUGACCGUCAGCGCAUAAUCUGCAUAGUCACGCUAAAUGGAUUGCACUCCUUAUUUUGCUCACCAUCGUUUACUAGAUCGGCUUUGCGCGUGCAGUCGAGUUUGCACAUGUUUUAGUGCACGCAAACCUUACAGUGGAUCAGGCCCUUUGUGUUUGCUCCCUUUUUAAACACUUCACCUCGAUCUGCUGCUGCUAAAAAAAAAAAAAAGGUUGAAAGUGAACUUUUGUGUUCUUUUUGUUGCAGCUGUAAAGUCAUCCAACACAUUAACACACAACACACACACACAAUCUGAACUGUGACCCAUGGAUUGAUGCACAUGUCAUAACCAGGUCACAUGACCAGUGAUGUGAGAAGCAGGUAUAUAUAAAGGGACAAACGACUAAAGUAAUUUAUUAAUAAAACACAUUAAAUGUCAGCGUUGGGGAAAAAAAUAAAUGGCAAAGUUUCUUAUCAUGACAUGGAAGUGUGUAAUAA
Messenger RNA from Entelurus aequoreus (snake pipefish), 5881 nucleotides. It is a transcript of the gene lrig1, whose product is annotated as leucine-rich repeats and immunoglobulin-like domains 1. Lineage: Eukaryota; Metazoa; Chordata; Actinopteri; Syngnathiformes; Syngnathidae. Gene Ontology annotation, molecular function: protein binding. Bases 543 to 3623 code for a protein of 1026 amino acids. The transcript is spliced from 17 exons. The record is from RefSeq and is a predicted model, not a curated record.